Messenger RNA from Aspergillus steynii IBT 23096, 1659 nucleotides. RefSeq lists its product as uncharacterized. Bases 256 to 1557 code for a protein of 433 amino acids. The record is from RefSeq and is a predicted model, not a curated record. The transcript is spliced from 2 exons. NCBI's taxonomy places the organism in Eukaryota, Fungi, Ascomycota, Eurotiomycetes, Eurotiales, Aspergillaceae.
ACCCACAUUUUUCUGUCUUCCCUCUUUUCGUCUCUCAUUGUAACUCGGCUGUUGGAACUGGUUUCCUGACAGCUGGAAAUUCUCAAUUGGGUUGCGCUGUUUGUCUGAGACCAGCAUAUACCAGAAGCAUACCUGAAGUUGGCCAGUCGACAGAGAUCUCGUGGAAAUUUCCACUGAUCGCUGUUCCAAUUUGGAAGUCUUCCCUGAAUUUUUCACACCCUCACUUCAUCCUUUCCAGUGGCUCCGUCCGACGUCAUGGAGCUGCUUCUUUCCAAGAAGUCCUCGACUUUGAAGAAGGGGACAUCCUUGUCGUUUCUCUUUCAUUCACAGAAACCCACUUUCACACGACUGCCAGAAGGGCCGACCCGGUACUAUGACUUUGUUGAUACCCCUGAUAUCUUCAGGCCGUCUUCAGUGGUCGAUCGCCAAACGAUCUCUCGUAAGGUGGAGGCAGAAAUCCGCGAUUCCUGCCUGCUGCUCGUACAUCGAGUUGGACAAGGGGUGCCCUCGCGGGCCACCAAGUCCAUGAACUCGCGGCUGGAGAAAAGCACAGUCACAUCGGAAGAGGGACUUUCUGCGACAAAACCGCAGAUUGAGUCUCAAUAUACAAAACCUAAUGUCGGCCCGGAGGCAGCUGCUCUGGCAGGAAUCCAUGAUUCUGGCGUCGGGUUAACACAGCAGCCCAGCCGGCAGACAAUGCGCGUGCUGCAGUCUUCGCAGUCUGACAAACCGUCUGAUUUAGGGGCGAAGGUAAACACCGCCGUCAACCAGGAAAGAUGUGCUACAUCGUGUUCCGCGCCACUUGAUACGAAAUCCACGGAGAGAAGAAGCAGCUUCCCGUCCGUCAGCAGUCCCAAACAGCCGGAGAUGGAAUCCUUGGCCGGGGUGGCCACCAUCGGCCACCCUCAGCCACCAGACCAGGACACGAAGAAUUUCCUCGCCGACGAAAGCCAAUCGCCUUCUCUUGAUACCACAGCGGACGGAUCAGAUGACAUGGAAGUGUUCCUCAACCCCGACGCCACGCUCAUGGCAACCGGCGUGGCUAGUUUCUCUUCCCCAGAGACGCUACUGAACCUCUCCUCCCCUGAUGGCAGAGCAUCAGACUUUCAACCAAGCCGCUGGUCCCAGUCCACGACCUCGUGCACCACUCAGGCAGACCACCCACCGGUCAUUGGUCUCGGCACCACCGCCGUCAAGGACACCGAGCAUCAAGCCGGCAUCAUCAUAGACACCAACGGAAACAUGCACGUGAUGAGCGCUGAAGAAGAAUCUCAGCGCAAUAUGCACCUCCAGCAAGCGGUCAUGGCGAAGAUGAAAGCAGGACGGGACGUUGACCCAGUCCACCCGGCGGCUCGGCCCAUCGAGUCCAAGAGACCGGACACAUCUUCCCAACGACCACAAUCUCGACUACACUCCGCCUGGUCCUCCAAGACGAGAGGAACAUUGUCUAAAUGGAGAAGCCGGUUCGACGAGCCCCAAUCGGACAAGACCGCAACGCCGGGCUUUUUCCAGAAGAUCGCCACUCUCUUUGGGAAGCGGCGCGCGCAGGCUGUCUAGGCUGCUUGGGGACUGGUUCUUCAGUUGCCUCAACGCUCUUGUACAUUUGGCAAGACUUUAACAGUCAUAAAUGACUAGUUUAGGGUCCGCAUCGCUUGGAUA